This is a messenger RNA of Microdochium trichocladiopsis, 522 nucleotides long. RefSeq lists its product as uncharacterized. Bases 1 to 468 code for a protein of 155 amino acids. The record is from RefSeq and is a predicted model, not a curated record. The transcript is spliced from 2 exons. Lineage: Eukaryota; Fungi; Ascomycota; Sordariomycetes; Xylariales; Microdochiaceae.
AUGCUCUGCCAGUACCCCGAUCCCCGUAUCCGGUCACAACCGAUCCGACACAGUCCCAGAUCGUGGCUCUACCUUUCAUAUGCCCAGUUUGCGGCCGUGCCCAUGACUCCAAAAUCAAACUCACACCACGAUACUGCGGAUGGAUAUCUCUGGGCUGGGAAGCUGGCUGUUUAUGCCAAGGAGAUGCGGGAGGCCGUGGAUUUCCAGCCCACCGGGGAUCUCUCUCCAGACAGAACCAUCCACGUGCACGCGUCGAACGAGCCGGCUCGGACCGAGUUUAACUACAAGUACAAUGACGCAAAGGAGACAACUGUCACCCAGAAGCUGGCAGAGAGCUGCUUCAACAUCAUCUAUGACGAUAUGCCACUGCCCGGAUGGUGGCCGUGGCCUGAGAAGUACAGUAAUGGGGCCGGGACCGGCGACGAGUACAAGUCUGGAAACGUCGGCGGUGGAGGCAGCUUGAUAUAAGUGUAGUAGCUGCCAUGACAAUCAAUGGACAUGGUGGCCAUUGUGAUCCUCGCG